AUGAUGGCGCAUGGGUCCGCUAGCGUCGCCGAAACGGCUUCCGCUUCUCUGAGAAGGCUCCACCUCUCAGCCUGCAGCACCAACCCGCUUCCUUCCCAGUGUCCUGCAUUCGCGCGCCAACCGGGGGGUAUGGCUGGCCGAUGGCGGUCGCUGGCUUCUCGAGCCCCGGCAUUGCAAGCCAUUUUCGUACCCACUCAGCAAGCUUCCUGCAGUGCCUCCUCUACGCCCCUCGUUAAAAACGCAGACCUUCCAGGUGUUGCGCAGUCUCUGACGUCGUUCUUCGGCGCUCGGUUAGAUCAGCCGGACUCGACCUCUGCGAAUCAGUUCCGGAGAUCCUUCCGGUCCGCGAGCCAAGUCUCUGCAAAUGCUGCAAUACUAGUAGAGGAAGCGGCGAGGGGGGAGGAGGAGAAUGCGGCCCCUGCGCAGCGGGUGGGGGCGUAUCCAUUCAAGGAACUGGAGGCCAAGUGGCAGACAACGUGGGCGGAGCGCAAAACGUUCCGGACGCCAGAGGAAGUGGACACCAGCAAGCCAAAGUUCUAUGCGCUGGACAUGUUUCCAUACCCCAGUGGCGCUGGGCUGCACGUAGGCCAUCCGGAGGGGUACACUGCGACCGACAUCGUGUCGCGCUACAAGCGGAUGAAGGGCUUCAACGUGCUGCACCCCAUGGGCUGGGAUGCGUUUGGGCUGCCGGCAGAGCAGUAUGCGCUUGAGACGGGCACGCACCCGAAGGUGACGACGGAGCGCAACGUGGCGCGCUUCCGCACGCAGCUCCAGUCGCUCGGCUUCUCGUACGACUGGGACCGCGAGUUCUCGACGACGGACGAGAAGUACUACCGGUGGACGCAGUGGAUCUUCCUCAAGCUCUGGGAGAACGGCCUGGCUUACCAGGCUGAGGUGCCGGUCAACUGGUGUCCGGCCCUGGGCACGGUUCUGGCGAACGAGGAGGUCAUUGACGGCCUGAGCGAGCGGGGAGGCCAUCCCGUCAUCCGAAAGCCAAUGCGUCAGUGGAUGCUGCGCAUCACGCGCUACGCGGACCGUCUCCUGGACGACUUGGAAGACCUCAACUGGCCCGAGAGCAUCAAGGAAAUGCAGCGCAACUGGAUCGGCCGUUCCGAGGGCGCCGAGAUCGACUUCCCCAUUCUCGCCCCCGACGGUUCCGUCACCGAAAGCUCCCUCCGCGUUUUCACGACCCGUCCCGAUACGCUGUUCGGCGCGACGUACAUGGUCGUUGCGCCGGAGCACCCGCUGGUGGAGCACGUGACGUCAGCAGAGCAGCGGGGGGCGGUGGAAGAGUACGUGAAGAAGGCGGCGCUGAAAAGCGAUUUGGAGCGGACCGAGCUGCAGAAGGAGAAGACGGGGGUGGCGACCGGGGGAUAUGCGCGGAACCCGGCAACCGGGGAGAAGGUGCCCAUCUGGGUCGCCGACUACGUGCUCGGCAGCUACGGUACUGGCGCCAUCAUGGCCGUUCCCGCGCACGACUCCCGCGACCACGAAUUCGCCACUGCUUUUGACCUCCCCAUUAUCCAAGUCGUUUCCGCCCCCAAAGGAAUCAAAGUCGACUCCAACGAGGCCUUUUCAGAGCCGGGAAAAGCCGUCAACUCUAGUAGCGAGGCAACCGGGUUGAAACUCGACGGGUUGAGUACGAAGAAAGCGGCGGCCAGGGUUAUAGAGUGGUUAGAGAGCACGAAGCAGGGGACAAAAAAGGUUAACUACAGGUUACGAGACUGGUUGUUUGCGCGGCAGCGGUACUGGGGGGAGCCGUUCCCGAUGGUUUACGUGGACGGUGCAAGCGAUCCUGUGCCGAUUCCGGAGAGUGAGCUUCCGUUGGUGCUGCCGGAAACGGACUCGUACAAGCCGAGCGGAACGGGGGAGAGCCCGCUGGCUACGAUCACGGAUUGGGUCAAUACAACAGAUCCGAGCGGGCGGCCCGCGCGACGAGAAACCAACACGAUGCCGCAGUGGGCGGGGUCCUGUUGGUACUUCAUCCGGUUCAUUGACCCGGGCAACGACCAGGCGCUCGUCGAUCCGGAUAAAGAGCGCUACUGGGGCCCGGUAGACCUCUACGUGGGCGGGGCGGAGCACGCCGUGCUGCAUUUGCUGUAUGCGCGGUUUAUUUACAAGUUUUUGUUCGACAUUGGCGUUGUUUCUCGAAAGGAGCCGUUCCAGAGCCUGGUGAACCAGGGCAUGAUCCUAGGGGAGGUUGAGUACACGACGUUCCGGAACGAGCGGGGUGAGCGGGUGUCUGCAGACGUGGCAUCCUCCAGCCGAGAAACAUACACCCCGGAGCGGAUCCCGGAAAGCGAGGUGACGAAGUCCGGCAACGAGUACGUGCUGCGCACCGACCCCGGCGUGCGCGUGCAGGCGCGCGCGCACAAGAUGUCCAAGUCGCGGGGCAACGUCAUCAACCCGGACGACGUCGUGUCCGAAUACGGCGCGGACAGCCUGCGCCUGUACGAAAUGUUCAUGGGUCCGCUGAAGGAGACCAAAGUGUGGAGCACUAAUGGCGUAGAGGGAGUGCACCGCUUUCUGGCGCGUGCGUGGCGGCUGGUCGUGGGCCAGAAGGAGGGCGCUGACGUCAGCGUGACGGAGAACGAGCCGAGCGAGGGGCAGCUGCGCACGCUGCACGCGUGCAUACAAAAGGUGACGGAGGAGGUGGACAACAUGCGCUUCAACACGGGCAUCGCCGCCAUGAUGGAGUUUGUCAACGCCGCCAACAAGUGGGAUGACCGGCCCCGCGCCGCACUGGAGCCGUUCGUGCUGCUGCUGUCGCCGUUUGCGCCGCACGUCGCGGAGGAGCUGUGGCACCGCCUGGGGCACCCCGACUCGCUCGCGUACCAGCCCUGGCCGCAGGCCGAGGAGAAAUACUUGGUGGCCAACUCGUUCGUGCUGCCGGUCCAAGUGAACGGCAAGACGCGGGUGACGCUCGAGCUGCCGGUGGGCAUCGACCAGGCGGCCGCUAUGGCGCGCGCGCUGCAAGAAGAGGCGGUCGCUAAGUACACCGACGGGAAGGAGAUCAAGAAGACGAUCUACGUGCCCGGCAAGAUCCUCAACCUAGUUGUUGGCAAGUGACGGGGAGUAAGUUCACGGGGCCUUUUUAAGCCAGCGGCAGGAACGGGAGGGACGUCUAAUAGACAAUAUACGUGCUUGGGACGACCUCGAUUUAGUUGGGCACAAGCGAGGGGGUUCGUGCAUAAGAGCGCGAGAGACGACAGGAACUGCCGCGUUGUGGCCAGGCUAAUUGCAGCAAUACAGCAUUAUAAGGAGCUGCACAAACCCGCUGAUAAGAUGGAGCUGCACAAACCCAAAGCUGGCCGCCAGCGUCUCAG
Molecule: messenger RNA, 3326 nt
Organism: Klebsormidium nitens
Lineage: Eukaryota; Viridiplantae; Streptophyta; Klebsormidiophyceae; Klebsormidiales; Klebsormidiaceae
Source: the annotation of a GenBank genome assembly